Anopheles nili is the source of this 2979-nucleotide messenger RNA. It is a transcript of the gene Ctf4, whose product is annotated as WD repeat and HMG-box DNA-binding protein 1. Bases 1 to 2979 code for a protein of 992 amino acids. Gene Ontology annotation, molecular function: protein binding; chromatin binding. NCBI's taxonomy places the organism in Eukaryota, Metazoa, Arthropoda, Insecta, Diptera, Culicidae. The record is from RefSeq and is a predicted model, not a curated record. Gene Ontology annotation, cellular component: nuclear replication fork. Gene Ontology annotation, biological process: DNA-templated DNA replication; mitotic cell cycle; DNA repair. The transcript has 9 exons.
AUGCCAUUUAAGCGAUCACCGAUGCGGUAUGCUCAUAUUAUGGGCUACACCAGUGUUGCCUACCAGGAAGAUGGAAACUGCAUUAUUAGCGUGGGAUAUGAUGGAGAUUUCCGUAUAUGGAACGGUAUCGGCGACGACGAUCCUCCGACUGUGUGUGUCGGCGAGCAUGUGUGGUGUGCCUUGCAGUACGACGACCGUGUGUUGCUGGCCACCGACCUGAACACGGUACAGGGAUAUAAAUAUCCUUCAUUGCACAAGGAUGGAAUUGAGUUUCGUUUCACCGCAUUUGUUACGUGCAUAGCUAAAUGCGAAUCGCACAUUGCUGCCGGUUCGGAAGAUGCAACCAUUAAAAUUGUAUCGAAGCUCAACGGAGAACAGCAUGAUUUGGAAAACGUAGGAGGGCCUGUGCUGAGCAUAGAUGUCAGCAAGAACAAUCUUUUCGCAGCCAGUAUUGGCGACGGAAGACUGUGUAUUUGGGAAGUGAAGCUUGGUUCCGUGGAGUUGAAGAAAACCUUAGAGGGGUUUCCCAAGGUGAAAAGCUUCGAAGCAGCCGUGUAUUUUUCAUCGCCUUCCUUCGAACCAAACACGGGGUCGCGACUUGCAUACCCAAUUGGGAAAGAGGUAAUCGUUCUCAACACCGUCACCUGGGAAGUGGUGAAGAAAUUCACCAAUUCAAAACUAUAUUCCGACUUGACGGUGUGUCGUUUCUCUCCCAUGGGAGAUUAUGUGGCAGCGGGCAGUGCUACGGGAGAAAUCGUCAUUUGGGAUUAUGAAACGGGCAAACCCGUCGCAGGUGAUGAUCUGCAUGACGGAAAUGCUGUUACGAAAAUCGUGUGGAAUCCAAAGAACAACGGCGAGCUGGCUAUUUCAGAUGCUAACGGGCAGGUUGGCACGAUAUCAGACAUUUUCAUUGAAGCCGACGAGGAAGAUGAAGACGGAAAUGAUAUUGUAGCGAGAGCUGAGAAAGAGACUGAAGACGACAAUGAUGAGGCGUUCGAUGAUCUUUUCGUCGCGUAUCCAAAGACUGGAAACAACAAAAAUGAUGCAGAAGACGAUGAUGAACAGAACGAAAAUUGUAUCGAGCUAGAAAAGUUAAAAUCACAGAUUAUGGGCGCGACUCAGAAAUCCGACGUGCAGUCCGAUGUCGAUGAAGACGAAGAUGAUCGUGGUACAGUACUUAGUGAACGUGCUUUAGUCGCAAAAUCCUUUCCUCAGCAGUGCCCAUUUCAACCGGGGGCUAGCCCUUACUCGUUGGAGCAUUGCUAUCUGGUCUACAACCACGUCGGGGUUGUGCGUAGACACGCAACAGAUAAGGAAAAUUCAAUUGAGGUGGAGUUUCAUGACUCCCAGCAACACCACGGCAUCCAUCUGAACAACUAUCUGAACCACACGAUGGCGGGAUUGAGCGAAACCGUACUGGCGAUGGCUUGUCCUAGCGAGGAUGGCAACCCCAGCAAAGUGGUUUGCAUCAACCAGGCCGGAUUCGGGAAUCGUGAAUGGACUUACACAAUGCCAGGCUGCGAAGAAAUCAUCGCCAUAACCGCAUCAGAUAAAAUAGUCGUCGUUGCCACUGAUAGCCGUCUGAUACGGGUUUAUACGGCGCGAGGAACGCAAAGAGAAGUGAUAACGGUGGCAGGACCCAUCGUUGCCCUAGCCGCAUAUGGGGAUCAUUUUCUUGUUGCGUUUCAUAGCGCCCCCGCAAACGAGGAUCAGCACAUCAGCUUGAUGAUUGUCACGUGCGUGAAUUUUAAAUUGCGCUGCCGUGAGGUGCGCGUUCCCCUAACGGCCGCCUCGGAGCUCCGGUGGAUUGGAUAUUCCGAUCGAGGAUCACCUGUUGUGUUUGACACGGCGGGUAUGUUGAAUAUUUAUCACGCCGCCUCCAAUCUCUGGUUACCGAUUUACCAUGCUGAGAAUUUGCCGUCCAAAGGGGCCUCGGAUAACCUGUUCAUCAUCAAAGUAGUGGAAUCGAUGCAACACGUUCAGCUGAUCUUAUGUCGAGGAUCCAAAUAUCCAUUGACUAACCCCAAACCUAUUCCGGUAGAGGUGAAAUUUUCACUUCCCAUGUGCGAUAUGGACACCGAGAAAGAUUGUCUGGAGGAUGAAUUGGUGCGCUCACUGUACCUUAAAGUAAAUGAUUCUGAUAAACUGCUGAAGGAAACGGCUGUCAAAUUAUUUGCGCUGGCCUGCAAAAAUGAAAGCGAACAACGAGCGAAAGAAUUGGUGGAAACGAUUGCCUCGAGUCAGCUGAUCCCCUUGGUUAUUAAGUAUGCGAGCAAAAUCCGUCGUUAUCAUUUGGCAGAAAGCUUAGCUCCUUUGCUUGCUAACUUCCAGGAACAGGAAGUUCAAGAGGAAAAAUUGGAGCAGGAAAGCAUCCGUGAAAGUACAGCCAUCGUAGCCGAACUGGAGCACAUCAAUCUUGAGGCGAUUACGAAGAAGGACACUACACCAAAAAUAAAACCGCUUCCAGUUGGCACGCGAAAGUCGAGCAAUCCAUUCCGCAAAACGAUGACCGCGGACGAUGGAAGAUCAUCACCCGCAUCGUCCCUGAGUCAUGCCGGUGCCAACAGCAGUAAUCCCUUGGAACAUUUAACCGGCAAAGCGAUAGGAUUCUCGGGCAUGGGCACCAGCAGUCCGAGCUUGGGUAGUUCACUCGCUUCAUCGACCGAAGGGGGGCAGGAUGAAAACCGUCCCCAGAACAGCGGUACACCCGCUGGAGGCGGCAUAAAAUUUCUUCCUUGGUUCGAGCAGCACCAGGAAAGGCUACAAAAGCAGCAUCCGGGGGUCGCGGAGGCGGAUCUGAUCAAAAUAGGCAUGCGUGAGUACAAGACACAUCAUCAGAAAACGCCAGCACUGUCAUCGGGGACGGGCACGGAACACGACUCUCCAAAGGUGUCCGAGAAGCGGAAACUGGACGACAGUGAGCAGCCAGAAAGUGGAGUUUCAAAGCUCGCAAAGUUUGGCUUUGUAAAAACAAGCUGA